This is a messenger RNA of Necator americanus (New World hookworm), 354 nucleotides long. RefSeq lists its product as uncharacterized. The coding region runs from base 1 to 354 and encodes 117 amino acids. Lineage: Eukaryota; Metazoa; Nematoda; Chromadorea; Rhabditida; Ancylostomatidae. The record is from RefSeq and is a predicted model, not a curated record. The transcript has 4 exons.
AUGGUUCUCUCAUCUAAGCCUUCAAGAAGCUCCAACUCUGACUCUACUCAAAUUAAAUUUAAACACAUAGCUAUAUUAUGUCAUAAAAUCUUGACGGAAGAGGCACUGAAGUGUGAAAGCUCACCUGACGAUCACGUUUGUGCCUUGCGCCAGACGCAUUCGCAAACAGUGAAUAUUGAGAAAGUGUUCCCUGUCCAACAGCUCGAUCAUCAUGCUUCUACCUUUGCUCGUCUUUGUCAGUUUAAUCAGCUAUUGCGAGGCAUGCCAAUCUACCGUUAUGGUACCAAUGCAACAUGUACCAUCAAGCAUGAUGGAUCGAGGACUCGGUGCACUCGGUCUAAUGUAUGCGCUUGA